UCUGAAACAGUUUUUUGAAUCACAUAAAAGAACGUGCUCAUUGAUUGUUCUCGCUUUCUGAUAUUUACGUAGUUUUACGUUUUUAUUAGCAUAUCUGUUGUGUGGUACACAAAAAAAAUUAAUGGCCAGACAUUGACGUAAACAUGUAGUGCAUCAAAAGACCUUUACUUAGCAUAUUCAGUCUACAUCAGGCCGGCAGUGAGUGUGGUGGUGAGGACUAAUUUCUAGUGUGAUGCAAUGUACAGGAUUAAUAGUAGAUUAUUGAAUGCAUUAAACUGAAGGUAAAAAUCGUGGUUGGAUUUUAUAUACAUGACUUUGGAUUUCAACAUCUCUUCUAGACAUUUAUCUACCGGUGCACAUUCGAUCAAAUCUACACAAAAAAACACGCUACAAUGCUUGUUUUGAAAGUGUUGUUAUACCUGAGUGUUCAUAUUGUUGCAGUCACCUGCGUUAACUCAGUUCCUCAUGAUAGAAAUUCCAGGGAAGGAGAAUGCACACACAACAACAAGAACCUACAUUCAAAUUGUACUGUCAAUUUUCAUGGAUAUGAGGUCAAAGUGUACACGCAGUUAUUCCGUUGCAGUCACCCGACAGAAAUAAUGGUGAUAACUCAGAUUGAUGGGCUCAAUGUUGACUAUGCACGGGUGUUUGCAAACCAUGAAGAGCGGGUGCCUGUGAAGGGGUACAGUGGGGUCUUUAUCCACGUCCAAAUGCAGCCAAUAUUAGUACCAGAUUCAAUCCAGGUUACGGUGUCAUAUUAUACAUUUGAUCGCUUGGAAACGGUUGCCUAUGACCGCAAUGUUACCCUUUACACUGAGCUGUGUCCCCCGCAAAGUAAAGAUGAGGAAAUGUUGUCACCAUUUGCUAUCACAGUCAUCGCAGCACUCGCAUUUGUGAUCAUGGCUGGAAUGAUAUCAUUCAUUAUACUCUACAAACUCCAUCAGCGGCGUGCCAUACAGCAUUCCAAGCUAGUGUCGCAUAUGGAGUCGACCGCGAUGACAAAUCCUUAUCAAGUUGGUCCUUCAGAGGCCUCUCUCCGUGUUGAAUAUAAGAUCACAAAAGAGUCACAAAAGACAAUUGAUAAAGAUGAGGUUUACAUAAACCCAGGAGCAGUGCAGAAAAACGUUGCAGCACAACUUGUAGACAUUGAUGCAACCCGCUGUAGGCCCAAGCCAAGCAAUUCCAAAAAGGUUUAUGUUAACCCAACUAACACCAGCCUGCCUGUGGAUCAGAUAGGGAGUAACCCAUGAUAACAAAUUGUAGGCCAAAUCUAAGCAACUCAAUUUGUGGAUCACAUGAUGGCCUAACUAGCUCCAUUGGAUCAGAUACAAUAGGAAAUGACAUUGAUCUAACCUGCUGUACGUAGGCACAUGCAGUGGCUCAGUGGACAAAGGUUUAGUUCAUGUUGACCCAGUCUGCACCAAACCGCUUGGUUCAGACAAAAGCAAGCAUUGAUAACUCAGUGUAGGCCCAAGACCAAUAACUCAGGUUCACUUAACACAAAACUAGCACCAUGCCAUCCAUGGUACCAGACACCAACCUGUGACACUAAUAUUUCUUCAUUUUAUAUCUUCCAUCAAACAUAGUCAGUAAAUUUUUUGAACAUGAUUCAGAAGAGUUAUUCAAGAAAAUUAUUGAGACUCAAUGCAAUGCUCAAACAUACAUUCUACUCCUGUUGGAUUUCAAAUACAGUACAAUUUAUUUGAAAGCAAUAUAGUAUUUGAUACUGCAAUAAUUCUGUGUGUUCUUAAUAUCAUUUACUGACCAAUGUAGGCAAGAUUUUUGAUUAAUGUUUCUGAACCAUAUUUGCAAUAGGGGUUCUGCCAACAAGGCAGUGUUUAUCCCUCUUUUACAUUGGAGGCUGAGAGUGGUUUCCUUCCAUGAGACUGGACAUGCAAAGCUUGCCAUUCAUUUUAUUUAAUUUGUUGUAUUAUUUAACACUGGCAGUGGAUUACUGUAUCUAUUCUUGUUAAUUUCAUAAAAAUAUAUACAUGUAAAACAGUGUUCUAAAUUUUGUUUUUAUGAUAUUGUAUAUUUCAGUUUUUAUAUUUUUAACUUCACAUUGUUUUCAGUCAUUUUUAUUAAUUAGGAAUUUAAUUAAUUUUGAAGCUUUAUUUUAUAAAAUAAUCAGGGUGAAUUUAGUGGGUAGGAUCCCUGCCCCCCCCCCCCCCCUCUUUUUUUUGGAAAGUAAAGGGAAAAAAAGAAAUUAUUGAUCGUCCAAAACGCAUCAGAUGUUAUUUCUGGGUGUCUAACAAACAAAAAUUUAGCGGGGAAUGCUCCCGUCCCCUAGGAUAGUGUUGUUUGUCGAUCACGCCCCUCACCCACCUGCUUAGGACAUCUCUGAAUCUGACCCUGAUACAAGGAAUAAAUUCAACAUGUUUUGUGUCAUAGUUUAAACUGUUUUACAGAGUUUGUGCAAUUUUCUUUAGCAAAAGUAAUCAUAAUAAAUUGGUGUGUUGCCCAAGCAAAGUCACAAUUGAAAAGCAGACUAUAUUUUUGAGAUGUUAGGAGGUUAUUCUGGCUUGAGCAACACUGACACAUUUUUUAGCCAAAUGUACAUUAACAGCAGCAAAUGCAGGAAUAAUAACACCGAAAAAUAAGUAUAAAACAUAAUAUGAUACAAUCAAGUAAUAUAAGUUAAUUUAUCUCAAGGUUUACCAUGUACUGGGCCUGAACAAAAUAAUACAAAUUAACAAUAUUGUAUUUAAGUUUGUUUCUUGAUACCGAAGUUUAAUAAAUCUACUUGGUGCUAAUGCCAAAUUAUUGUUUUUUAAAGAUCUAGGUUAAAUGUUUCUCAAACGUAUUUAUUUACAGUACAGUACUAACUUUAGUACUGUAUUAUGCAGUAAGUUAUUAAAUAUCACCAUCUCUGUAGAAUUCCAGUCAUGUUUCUUAAUUAUUACUCAAUGAAAUUACUACUAAAGUGUGUACAUUUGUUUUUUCAGUAUAUAUAUAUAUUGUAAAUCAUUAAAUGUAUGUCUGAGUGAAGAUAUUCCACCUUCUAUCCUGAUGAUUAAAAAAUAAAUACAUAAAUAAGUUAAUUCCUUGUUGCUUGCCAUAAACAUGUAUUACAUUUAUAAAUUGUGCACAUCAUAAUUGAAACAGACAUCAACAUUAACAUAAAUUUUCAUGAAGCCGUAAUAGCAUCUGCUUUUUUUGUACCAUUGUAGAUCAUUGCUGUGAGGGCACAUGGCAGGUGAGGGCAGGUGGUUUGAGCUCUAUCCUCACUUAUUGAUUGAGCUAUAUUUCUGCUUUGACUAUUGUGUACAUUGUUUUUGCUAGAAUAAAUGAUAACUGGAAGUUGUAAUUCUUUGUAAAAAAAAAAUGAAUGAAUAUUAACCUGCAAUAUAGCCAAUACUGUGAGAAAUGUAUACUGUAUUAUGUAUGUACGGUAAUUAGGUUCUAUGCAAUAAAUCUACAAAAUACAAUGUUCUAUACAAGACUGUAAAGUUUAAAUGAAUUUAUCAACAGUUUCUGAUACAAUAUUCGAUGGUAUAUGGUUUAAAGAACAGGGGAAGGUCAAAUGGAUGGAGGAUCAGCCAUUUCUUUCAAUUAAAGGUUUCAGGUCACUGUAUAAACUUUGCAGAAAUAUUAAUAAAAUCAUGUACAGUAUACAAAAUAUAAAAUUUAUAAAUGUAUAAAUUAUAAGUAUAAUAAUGUAUAAUGUAAACUUAAAAAUAAGAAUUUAUUAAUUAAUUAUUAUUUGAUGAAACACAUUUUAAAUACUUUAAUCAAAAUCCCUUUAAAUGUACGUAAUUUUUAUUCCUUUUAUUUCUAAAUAAGUUGUAAAUAUUCAUUAGUAUGUAAGCAUUGCUGUGUUAAAUAUUUCUAGAUUCCUUUCUUUUUACAUUUUAACUGCUUGUAAAUUAUGCGUACUUACAUAGACAGUACUACUUGUGUGUCUUUAAGAUAUGUUGGUGUUUUUUUAAUAAAAUGUGAAAAUAACUUAAGAA
Messenger RNA from Anneissia japonica, 3953 nucleotides. RefSeq lists its product as uncharacterized. The record is from RefSeq and is a predicted model, not a curated record. NCBI's taxonomy places the organism in Eukaryota, Metazoa, Echinodermata, Crinoidea, Comatulida, Comatulidae. Bases 393 to 1250 code for a protein of 285 amino acids. The transcript has 8 exons.